AUGCGAUCUUAUGCCACAGAAUCCAGACUAGGAGCCGCCAGGACUCCCCUCAUUCUCGGACCUAGUGCAAUAGUAGUGGGUAUCACCGCUGCAAUCUGCUAUACUCUAUACACCGAUAGCAAGGCGCCAGCAGCAGCAGCAGAAGCGGCGACAGACAAGGUUAAAAGCGCAAGCACAGAGCCGCCCAAAACCUUCACCGGCGGAGAUCAAGGCUUUAUCGACCUGAAGCUUUCCGAGGUAUCAGACAUCAAUCACAAUGUAAAGAGGCUUAGGUUCGAACUGCCUGAUAAGGAUGCCGUGAGCGGCCUUACUGUUGCCUCUGCGCUUAUCACAAAGUACAAGUCGCAAGACAUGGAGAAGCCUGUGAUCAGACCAUAUACACCUAUUAGUGAUGAAGAUGAACGUGGCUACCUUGAUUUACUCAUCAAACGCUAUCCGAACGGCCCAAUGUCGGAACACAUGCACAGCAUGACGCCCGGCCAGCGCCUUGACUUCAAAGGCCCGAUUCCUAAAUAUCAAUGGUCCACGAACAAGCAUAACCAUAUUGCCUUGAUAGCCGGCGGUACUGGCAUCACACCCAUGUUCCAGCUCACGAGACGGAUCUUUAAGGACCCAGCUGAGAAAACCAAAGUGACCCUGGUCUUUGCCAAUGUGGGCGAAGAAGACAUCCUCUUGAAGAAGGAAUUCGAGCGGCUGGAGAAUGAAUACCCAAACAGAUUCCGCGCAUUCUACACUCUUGAUACACCUCCCCAGAGCUGGCCCUACGGGACUGGAUACGUGACUAAGGAGCUGUUGGAGAAGGUCAUUCCAGGUCCCAAAGAAGAGAAUGUGAAAGUCUUCGUCUGUGGACCACCAGGAAUGUAUAAGGCGAUUUCCGGCAUGAAGAAGAGUCCGCAGGACCAGGGCGAACUGAGCGGUAUCCUCAAGGAGCUUGGGUACAGCGAGGAGCAGGUUUACAAGUUUUAA
Endocarpon pusillum Z07020 is the source of this 966-nucleotide messenger RNA. RefSeq names its product NADH-cytochrome b5 reductase 2. The coding region runs from base 1 to 966 and encodes 321 amino acids. The record is from RefSeq and is a predicted model, not a curated record. The transcript is spliced from 3 exons. Lineage: Eukaryota; Fungi; Ascomycota; Eurotiomycetes; Verrucariales; Verrucariaceae. Gene Ontology annotation, biological process: ergosterol biosynthetic process. Gene Ontology annotation, molecular function: cytochrome-b5 reductase activity, acting on NAD(P)H.